ACCACACAAAAAAUAAUUAACAAGGCUGAAGCCGCUCAUUCAGUACGGCGACAUAAGCAAAGCUGACCGCCAUUUUUCCUUUCCAUUAUCCCAUUAUACACUGUGAAUGCCAACAAUAUUCUUCUUAUCUUUAAUUUGCUUUAGAAUUUAGAAUGACAGGACUACAUACUAUCUGGUUUAAACACUUAGAAAGUCAAAAUCUUAUAGAUAACCCAGAUACAAUUUUAUUCUCUGGUGGAUUAUUUCUUGACCCAUUAAUUCCUUCUUCAAUUACCACCACCACCACUAAUUACCUAAAAAUAUCAUCAAUUGAUGAUUCUAAUGAGUUACAUUCUCCCAUUUGUCGUCGUAGACCAAAAAAGAGUGUUCGUGCUGGUUUUGGGGGUAAUUUUUUGUGUUUGAGUUUGUCAGCCAAGAAGAAUACAAAUUCCAGUGAAUGUUUGUUGAAUAAUGGAGAUGUGAGUUCAAAGGUGGAGCCCAGUAAGCGAAUUAUUGGGUUACGUGGACGUGGUGCGGUUAACACUACUAAACAUUUGUGGGCUGGAGCAGUUGCUGCCAUGGUGUCAAGAACUGUUGUUGCUCCACUUGAAAGACUAAAGCUGGAAUAUAUAGUUCGUGGUGAACAGAAGCACCUGUUGGAGCUCAUCAAAACAAUUGCAGUUACUCAAGGCUUGAGAGGCUUUUGGAAAGGGAACUUGGUCAAUAUACUUCGUACUGCUCCUUUUAAGGCAGUUAAUUUUUGUGCUUUUGACACAUACAGAAAGCAACUCCUAAGAUUAUCAGGAAAUGAAGAAACUACUAAUGUUGAGCGGUUUGUUGCUGGUGCCGCAGCUGGAGUGACUGCGACAGUGAUGUGCUUACCACUGGACACUGUCCGGACCAAGUUAGUGGCACGGGGUGGAGAAGCCUUGGGUGGUGUCGUUGGAGCUUUCCAACACGUGAUCAGAACUGAAGGAUUCUUCUCUCUUUAUAAGGGACUAGUACCCUCCAUUUUGAGUAUGGCCCCAGCAGCGGCUGUUUUCUAUGGUGUAUAUGAUAUAUUAAAAUCAGCUUAUUUGCAUUCACCUGAAGGCAGAAAAAGAAUUCUGUAUAUGAAGCAACAGGGGGCAGAGCUCAAUGCUUUUGACCAGCUUGAGUUGGGACCUGUGAGGACCUUACUUCAUGGUGCUAUUGCUGGUGCUUGUGCUGAAGCUGCAACCUAUCCAUUUGAGGUCAUUAGGAGGCAACUUCAAUUACAAGGCCGAGCAUCAAAACUGAGUUCCUUGGCAACUUGUGCGAAGAUCAUUGAACAUGGAGGUGUUCCAGCUCUAUAUGCAGGGCUAAUUCCUAGUUUACUACAGGUGUUACCUUCAGCCUCCAUAAGCUAUUUCGUCUACGAGUUCAUGAAGAUUGUUCUCAAAGUAGAAUGAAGGACAUCUGUUGCUAAGUAGUGAGGUACAGCAGCAUUGUAUUACAGUGUUAUUCAUCACUUUUUGUUAAAGAGGUAGGAUCUAGUUUGUUGGACAUGAAAGCUAAAAUUUCUCUAACACUUGAUGAAAUUCUUAGCUUAGAUUUAGGCUCACAGACUAGACUCUAUAGUUUACUCUUCUCUGUCCCAAAAGAAAAAAGUUUGUCAAACACAGGCUGGUGUGCUACUGAAAAAGAAAAGAUUUAUCAAA
Molecule: messenger RNA, 1658 nt
Organism: Lycium barbarum (goji berry)
Lineage: Eukaryota; Viridiplantae; Streptophyta; Magnoliopsida; Solanales; Solanaceae
Product: probable mitochondrial adenine nucleotide transporter BTL3
Exons: 4
Coding region: 153-1409 (418 amino acids)
Biological process (GO): transmembrane transport
Source: RefSeq, a predicted model, not a curated record